GAAGAAGAGGCGAGAACGACCCCUGGACCGACCAAAGCCCGCGCGCCGCUGCACCCCGCGUCCAGCGCCUACGUCCCGCCGCUGUCGCCACCAUGCCCAAGAGAAAGGCUGAAGGGGAUGCUAAAGGAGAUAAAGCCAAGGUGAAGGAUGAACCACAGAGAAGAUCCGCAAGGUUAUCAGCUAAACCAGCUCCUCGAAAGCCAGAGCCCAAGCCUAAAAAGGCCCCUGCAAAGAAGGGAGAGAAGGUACCCAAAGGGAAAAAGGGGAAGGCUGAUGCUGGCAAGGAUGGAAAUAACCCUGCAGAAAACGGAGAUGCCAAAACAGACCAGGCACAGAAAGCUGAAGGUGCUGGAGAUGCCAAGUGAAGUGUGUGCAUUUUUGAUAACUGUGUACUUCUGGUGACUGUACAGUUUGAAAUACUAUUUUUUAUCAAGUUUUAUAAAAAUGCAGAAUUUUGUUUUACUU
Molecule: messenger RNA, 465 nt
Organism: Sorex araneus (European shrew)
Lineage: Eukaryota; Metazoa; Chordata; Mammalia; Eulipotyphla; Soricidae
Product: non-histone chromosomal protein HMG-17-like
Exons: 1
Coding region: 93-365 (90 amino acids)
Biological process (GO): chromatin organization
Cellular component (GO): nucleus; chromatin
Molecular function (GO): nucleosomal DNA binding
Source: RefSeq, a predicted model, not a curated record